Messenger RNA from Paramacrobiotus metropolitanus, 746 nucleotides. RefSeq lists its product as uncharacterized. The transcript is spliced from 3 exons. The coding region runs from base 86 to 448 and encodes 120 amino acids. Lineage: Eukaryota; Metazoa; Tardigrada; Eutardigrada; Parachela; Macrobiotidae. Gene Ontology annotation, cellular component: membrane. The record is from RefSeq and is a predicted model, not a curated record.
CUUUUUUUGGUUUGCUCCUUUCUGCCGUAAAUGUACACUGGGUGGUAUAUGAUCCGAGGAAGCAGCCCAGCACAUUGUGUAUCGUAUGGAGCGCCCAACACCCUACCGACCACCGCUGUCACCACAACCCAGAGCACCCACCUUGCCCACCACCACGUCUGCCCCACGCAAUCCCCUGACGUGCUCCUUCGCGGAGAAUCUGUGCGGAUGGACCACCGAGACCACGGACACCUUCCAAUGGCAGCGUGUCAACACCGUCCCUGCCUCGCCACAGAACAUCAACGCACCGCCCGAUACCGAUGGGUGGUUCUUGUUCGCGCAAGGCACCGAGUUUGACCACGGCCGAUCGCGCGCGUCUGGUAUCCAGUUCAAUCACACUCCGUGCACGGACGGUUCUGCGCUUCUACGUGUACGCCACGCCGGCGGCCGGCGAUGGAAUCUGUGUUAACCUGAAUUUCGCUGACGGCGAACAAGUGACGAUUUCUCGACGUGUUUUGGACUCGGCUACCCUCAACAAGUGGGCUCAGCACAGCGUGCUAAACUGAAAAUUCAACCGAAAAUUCAGCGUACGUUGAAUCCGAUAAAAGCUACGAUUUAUAAUUAAUUAACCAUUUAACCGGGUAUGAUCUAAUGAGUUAAAUGAAGGAAGUAAGUUCUACCGUAAAUUAUUGUAAUAUAGAUUUCAUUUUACACAUGCGCAAAAUUUGUUCGUCAAGCCUUUUUAUUAAAUUACUAAUUCUGAAUUU